Molecule: messenger RNA, 2390 nt
Organism: Darwinula stevensoni
Lineage: Eukaryota; Metazoa; Arthropoda; Ostracoda; Podocopida; Darwinulidae
Source: the annotation of a GenBank genome assembly
CUUGUAUUCCACUUGUAGAUAAUGCAGGAAAAUGGUUGUCCAAAGUUGCCAGAGCCUUGCUUGGACUCAAGACCCCUUUCUCUGGAUGAGGAAGGUCAAGCUGUGACAGAUGAAGAGGAUCUCAGUUCUACUGCCUUACAUGGCAUGCACUUUUUUCCCUUGCCCUGUCAAGGAAGUAUUUACAGUCUAGUCUCUCUGCCCAUCGUCGGAGAAAAGCGACAUCUCCUUGUCACCUCUGUAAAGAGGAAAGUGUUUUCAUCAGAAUUCAUCAGGGCUCCUGAUGGGGUCCUUCGGCCUUCUGCCAAGGAGAUUCAUUUCACCUAUAUACCAGGGAGCUCACAGAUAGUAUCCAUUGAUGCUUUCAACAAAAGCAAUUCAAUAGCUGAUUAUGUGGUCGGGAUCACGAUAGUGAAGGCUGUCGAGGAAGGGGCUGGUGAGAUGGGGCAGCAUUUGAAUGUCUACUCAGGCUGGGAGACGAGUUCUCAGAUCACCUUGGAUUCCAUUGCCCAAAACUGCACCUACAUACCUUUGGACUUUUUCCCCUAUCACCUAAAACAUGCUGAAAUCCCAAGUUCAGCUGAGGGAAAGAAGAAUCAGUCUCUUGAGUAUAUUGUCUUAAUGCGAGUGAGUGCAUUUGGGUGUGAAUCCGGUGAAGUGAGGGUAACAGUGUUUGCAGUGGAUCAGAUGGAGAUCUUACAGACAUGGGAGAUCACAAACAAUGGCCCUGUUCCACAAGUAGCCCUUUUUCAGUUUCCAUCUGAGUAUUUUGCAUUCAUUGACAGAGUGCAGAAUGCAGACAAAGAUAACAAGGAAGUCCAGCCUGAUUUUUCCCUGCUGGUCUGCAACACCUUCCAGGACUCUGCUAUAUAUAGGGAUGUUGGGAAGAAUGGUCUUUCAGCAGCUUGCCUGCUCCCCAAAAGUCAGGUUUUUGACUGUGUGACUUGCUGUUGUGUUGUGGAUCUGGACAUGGAUGGAGAAUUGGAACUCCUUGUGGGCACAUAUGGACAGGAGCUCCUGGUAUACAAGGAAGAUGAAGGAGAAAAGAAAUGGAGGCUGGCAUGGAGGAGGAGUUUUGCUGCACCUUUGCUCUCUAUCAGGUGUUGUGAUGUCACAGGAGAUGGCAUGCAAGAACUCAUAGUCCUUACCACCAGAGGUGUUGAAGUCCUACAGCAUGAUGUAGAGAAGAUUGGAGAAUUGCUGGCAAGAAGACUAGAGGAAUAUUCACAUCUCAACAUUGGAUCCUCAGACCUUCCUGCGAUCCCAGAAUCUGUGAUCACCUCGAUGAGACCUCUUGGCAUCACAAAUAGCAUCAUGUUGAAGGCAGCUAGCAUUGUGUCUCACACCACUGACCCUCCCUGUAUGUUGACAUUGGGGCAUGUUGAUCUGUGGAAGGGUCUGGUGGGAUUGGUAACGGGAGCUGCAUCAGGACUUGGGCGUGCAACGGCUGAGCGUCUGGUCAAGGAUGGAGCCAAAGUUGUCCUAUGUGAUCUCCCCACAUCGCAAGGAGCUGCAGUUGCCACUGCAAUAGGAAGCGAUGCCGUUUUCGCUCCAGUGGAUGUGACAUCUGAGGAAGAUGUGCAGAAGGCCCUUGAAACAGUGAAGGAAAAGUUUGGAAAAUUGGAUGUCACUGUAAACUGCGCAGGGAUCGGGGUUGCAUUCAAGACAUAUAACUUCCGGAAAGAUGCACCUCAUAGCCUCCAGGAUUUUACCAAAGUCCAAAUGGUGAAUGCAGUGGGGACAUUCAAUGUGAUUCGCCUGGCAGUUGGGCUGAUGGGAAAGAAUGACCCUGGAUCAGAUGGCCUACGAGGAGUGAUCGUUAAUACGGCAAGUAUUGCUGCAUACGACGGUCAGAUGGGCCAGGUUGCUUAUGCUGCUUCCAAGGGUGCCAUUGUGGGAAUGACUCUUCCAAUUGCCAGGGACCUUGCCAGUCAGGGCAUUCGGGUGGUCACCAUCGCUCCUGGGCUGUUCGAUACGCCUCUGCUCCAAGCCCUUCCGGAGAAGGUGCGGAUGUAUCUGGCCGAGACGGUCCCGUUCCCGAAGCGCCUGGGGAAGCCCGAGGAGUAUGCUCAGCUGGUCACUUCUAUCAUUCAGAACCCCAUGCUCAAUGGAGAAGUCAUCCGAUUAGAUGGGUCCCUUCGCAUGCAGCCUUAGUCUCUGCCAUCUGUCUUCCUACCAUUCUGGUCACUGUAUAUGAUAGUGCUGUGCAUCAACAUAAUAGAUAUUGUGGUUUUUGUUUCAUUUUCCCAAUAUUCUGUUGCACUUUUAUAUAAGAGCUAGAAUAAGAAGGAUAUUAAUCCUUUUUUUUUUCUCUUUCCUUGCUCGCUCUAUGAUUGGCAAUUUUGAUGAGGUCUAGAGUAAGCCAGAAUACAGAAUGCCAUGUGAGGUCCCAC